Molecule: messenger RNA, 2890 nt
Organism: Paramecium octaurelia
Lineage: Eukaryota; Ciliophora; Oligohymenophorea; Peniculida; Parameciidae
Source: the annotation of a GenBank genome assembly
AUGUCAAUAACACUAUAUUUUAAUCCUUACUCUCAUAGAUGUUUAUCUGUUAAGACAGUCCUAUAGUUAACAAAGAGCGAUUUCAAUGAGAAAGUCAUUGAUGUUCUUAAAGGGGAAAAUCUCAAGCACGCUUUUACUAAUAUCAACCCUAAUCAGACUGUGCCAGCCAUUACUGAAGGGUUUUUCAGUUUAUUUGAAAGUCAUGCAAUAAUAAAAUACAUUUGCAUAAACAAGCCUAACUUUGGAUUAUAUCCUAAUGUAAAAAAAACUUAUAUAUAUCAAUAAGACUUUAUAAAAUUAAGCUUUAGUUGAUUCAUAUUUAGAUUGGCAUCAAAAUGAGUUUACUAAACUUUUAGACUAUUCUAAAGAGUUUUAUUUGAAACCAUUGUUGAAAGGGGACAGAGUUCCCGAAAAUAGAGUUUAGAGAUUGGUUGACGUAGAAGAGGUAUUACAUUUUUUUAUCAAAACUUUCCUAAACAAUGGCCAAUAUAAUUAUAUUUUUGACUAACCCAACUUUACAAUUGCAGAUAUAAGGUAAACAGUUGUAUAUUCUUUAAGAGCAGUGUGUGAUUUGACUUCACUUUUUAUUUGUAAUUUUGAUUUUGAAAAGUUCCCUGUUUUAGAACAAUAUAUUAUGAGAAUUUUUAAAAUACCAGAAUUAUACAUAUCACAUUAGGAUUAUUUUAAUUUAAUAUCGAAACAAAAAUUUAAAAAUCAGUUCAUUUAAUCAAUAUUGACUAGAUAACCUAAAUAAGAAUAAAUUACUCUAUAUUUUCAUCCACUUUCAUCGCCAUCAAGAGCAGUGAGAUCGUUAUUUUUAUUGGCUAAAAUUGAGUAUAAUGAAAAAGUUAUAGAUAUUCUGAAAUCCGAAAAUAAAUUCGAUAGCUAUUCUCAAAUAAAUCCAAAUUAGACAGUUCCGUCCAUCAAAUAAGGCGCUUUUACACUCUUUGAAAGUCAUGCAAUUUUAAAAUAUAUAUGUGAAUAAUAUAGACUGUUAAGUUUUUAUCCUUUAGAAAACUUAAAACUUAAGGCUUAGAUAGAUAGUUAUUUGGACUUUCAUCUUAAUGAAAUGAGAAAAAUUACAGAAUAUGUAAUGUGCGUUUAAAAAAACCAGAAUGAACAGGAAUCAAUAGCAAAAAAGCAAAGUAUAGAUUAGUUGUUAUAAUUUUUUGUUAAAGUUUUUCUCAAUGGAGGAAAAUAUAAGUAUAUCUAUAAUCACAAAUCUAUCUCAAUAGCAGAUUUAAGGUACAUCUUAUCAAUUAUUUUAGUGCUGUCAAUGAAAUUCUAUAUUUAGUAAUGGCAAAUUAUGAAUAUAAUAGUGUACCUCAAAUUUAAAAAUAUAUAAUGAACAUUCUCGAUAAUUAGAAUGUGAAGUAGUCUAACAAAGAAUAUUUUUCAUCAAUAAGCAGCAAUUAACAUCAUAAUUUUAAUUAAUUCAAUAAGCAGCUAAUAGCAUCUUAAAAAAAAAGGGCANUUAACAAAGAGCGAUUUCAAUGAGAAAGUCAUUGAUGUUCUUAAAGGGGAAAAUCUCAAGCACGCUUUUACUAAUAUCAACCCUAAUCAGACUGUGCCAGCCAUUACUGAAGGGUUUUUCAGUUUAUUUGAAAGUCAUGCAAUAAUAAAAUACAUUUGCAUAAACAAGCCUAACUUUGGAUUAUAUCCUAAUGUAAAAAAAACUUAUAUAUAUCAAUAAGACUUUAUAAAAUUAAGCUUUAGUUGAUUCAUAUUUAGAUUGGCAUCAAAAUGAGUUUACUAAACUUUUAGACUAUUCUAAAGAGUUUUAUUUGAAACCAUUGUUGAAAGGGGACAGAGUUCCCGAAAAUAGAGUUUAGAGAUUGGUUGACGUAGAAGAGGUAUUACAUUUUUUUAUCAAAACUUUCCUAAACAAUGGCCAAUAUAAUUAUAUUUUUGACUAACCCAACUUUACAAUUGCAGAUAUAAGGUAAACAGUUGUAUAUUCUUUAAGAGCAGUGUGUGAUUUGACUUCACUUUUUAUUUGUAAUUUUGAUUUUGAAAAGUUCCCUGUUUUAGAACAAUAUAUUAUGAGAAUUUUUAAAAUACCAGAAUUAUACAUAUCACAUUAGGAUUAUUUUAAUUUAAUAUCGAAACAAAAAUUUAAAAAUCAGUUCAUUUAAUCAAUAUUGACUAGAUAACCUAAAUAAGAAUAAAUUACUCUAUAUUUUCAUCCACUUUCAUCGCCAUCAAGAGCAGUGAGAUCGUUAUUUUUAUUGGCUAAAAUUGAGUAUAAUGAAAAAGUUAUAGAUAUUCUGAAAUCCGAAAAUAAAUUCGAUAGCUAUUCUCAAAUAAAUCCAAAUUAGACAGUUCCGUCCAUCAAAUAAGGCGCUUUUACACUCUUUGAAAGUCAUGCAAUUUUAAAAUAUAUAUGUGAAUAAUAUAGACUGUUAAGUUUUUAUCCUUUAGAAAACUUAAAACUUAAGGCUUAGAUAGAUAGUUAUUUGGACUUUCAUCUUAAUGAAAUGAGAAAAAUUACAGAAUAUGUAAUGUGCGUUUAAAAAAACCAGAAUGAACAGGAAUCAAUAGCAAAAAAGCAAAGUAUAGAUUAGUUGUUAUAAUUUUUUGUUAAAGUUUUUCUCAAUGGAGGAAAAUAUAAGUAUAUCUAUAAUCACAAAUCUAUCUCAAUAGCAGAUUUAAGGUACAUCUUAUCAAUUAUUUUAGUGCUGUCAAUGAAAUUCUAUAUUUAGUAAUGGCAAAUUAUGAAUAUAAUAGUGUACCUCAAAUUUAAAAAUAUAUAAUGAACAUUCUCGAUAAUUAGAAUGUGAAGUAGUCUAACAAAGAAUAUUUUUCAUCAAUAAGCAGCAAUUAACAUCAUAAUUUUAAUUAAUUCAAUAAGCAGCUAAUAGCAUCUUAAAAAAAAAGGGCAUGUUGUUGA